UCACCAUCGAAUUAUGCGUAAAAGAAUUCAAAAUAAACUUAAUUUUGUUUUAUAGAAUUGAAAUGAAUAUCGUCCGGACCUUGGCGAAAGUGUCAUCAGUUGGAGGGAGAGUUGGAUUGAGAAAUGCCGCAGCUGCUGCAGCAUCAGCACCCAAAUCAGAUAAAAUUCAGUCAAAAUCAGCGGCAUCUGGUCAAGUUGUUGCUGUCAUUGGAGCUGUUGUUGACGUCCAAUUUGACGAUGAAUUGCCCCCAAUUUUGAAUGCACUAGAAGUUCAAGGUCAUGAAUCCCGAUUGGUUCUUGAGGUUGCUCAACAUCUUGGUGAAAAUACAGUGCGAACAAUUGCAAUGGACGGUACCGAAGGAUUAGUCAGAGGGCAAAAGGUAGUUGAUGUUGGGGCACCCAUUACAAUUCCAGUUGGACCAGAGACAUUAGGAAGAAUUAUUAACGUCAUUGGAGAACCCAUCGAUGAACGUGGACCACUGAAUGCUAAGAAACACCUGCCAAUUCACCAAGACGCACCGCCAUUUGUUGAAAUGAGCGUGGAACAGGAAAUCCUUGAAACCGGAAUUAAAGUGGUCGAUCUCCUUGCGCCCUACUCGAAAGGUGGAAAAAUUGGUCUUUUCGGAGGUGCUGGUGUCGGUAAGACUGUGCUUAUCAUGGAACUGAUUAACAAUGUAGCCAAAGCGCACGGAGGAUACUCAGUGUUUGCGGGCGUGGGAGAGCGAACAAGAGAGGGAAAUGAUCUAUACCACGAGAUGAUCACAGGAGGAGUCAUCUCCCUGAAGGACAAAUCGUCAAAGGUAGCGCUGGUGUACGGACAGAUGAAUGAGCCCCCAGGAGCACGAGCUCGAGUAGCUUUGACUGGACUGACAGUUGCGGAGUACUUCCGAGACUACGAGGGACAGGACGUGCUGCUGUUCGUUGACAACAUUUUCAGAUUCACCCAGGCUGGUUCUGAGGUGUCUGCCCUGUUGGGUCGAAUUCCGUCUGCUGUGGGGUACCAGCCGACUCUCGCCACUGAUAUGGGUACUAUGCAGGAGCGAAUCACAACCACAAAGAAGGGAUCAAUCACAUCAGUACAGGCUAUCUUCGUGCCAGCCGAUGAUUUGACAGAUCCGGCGCCUGCCACCGCGUUUGCCCAUCUGGAUGCCACCACUGUGUUGGACAGAAGUGUCGCUGAGUUGGGAAUCUACCCAGCCGUGAAUGCAUUGGACUCCACUUCGCGUAUUAUGGAUGUGAAUGUGGUCGGAGAGGAGCACUAUAACACUGCUCGAGGAGUACAGAAGCUGCUGCAGGACUACAAAUCUCUGCAAGACAUCAUCGCCAUCCUGGGAAUGGACGAGUUGAGCGAGGAGGACAAACUGACUGUGUCCAGAGCUAGGAAGGCACAGAAGUUCCUCUCACAGCCGUUCCAGGUGGCAGAGGUUUUCACGGGCAUCGAGGGCAGAUACGUGCACCUGAAGGACGCCAUCAAAGGCUUCCAGGACAUUCUCAGCGGCGAGAUGGACCAGUACCCCGAGGUGGCCUUCUAUAUGGUAGGCGACAUCGAGGAGGUGAAGACAAAGGCAGAGAAGCUGGCGGCUGAGAUGUAGUGUGAAUGAUAGGACAAACAAAACAUAUAUUGAGGACAGCAACACUUACCAUGAAAGAACAAAUGCCAACUAGUCAGAGGGACGAUCAUUCUUCCUACCUAUGCACAUACGUCACAGCAAGCAAACAGCUACCCUUAAACGGUCCCCUUAAACUGAAUAUAUCAAUUGAACGUUUGAAACUGAACAACCAACUAAUAAUGAACUGUAAAGACGAUCCUCUAUAGUAAUUGGACCACUAAUGUGAUUAAAGUUGAUGUCAAGUGAGCUAAACAUAACCUAAAGUUUACACGACGUUACUUGAACUUAAAGGUUUACAGAAUUAAUUUUUCACUGAA
This is a messenger RNA of Symsagittifera roscoffensis, 1927 nucleotides long. RefSeq names its product ATP synthase subunit beta, mitochondrial-like. The transcript has 8 exons. The coding region runs from base 63 to 1592 and encodes 509 amino acids. Gene Ontology annotation, biological process: proton transmembrane transport; proton motive force-driven mitochondrial ATP synthesis. Gene Ontology annotation, molecular function: ATP hydrolysis activity; ATP binding; proton-transporting ATP synthase activity, rotational mechanism. NCBI's taxonomy places the organism in Eukaryota, Metazoa, Xenacoelomorpha, Acoela, Convolutidae. The record is from RefSeq and is a predicted model, not a curated record.